Molecule: messenger RNA, 1245 nt
Organism: Puma concolor (puma)
Lineage: Eukaryota; Metazoa; Chordata; Mammalia; Carnivora; Felidae
Source: RefSeq, a predicted model, not a curated record
UCUCUAAGCGCAGGCCGAACCAUGGGUACCCAAAAGCCGCGGAUCCUGCCCUGGCUGAAGUUGCAGCUGGACUUGGGGCGGCUGGAGGGGGUGGCCUGGCUGGACGAGAGUCGCACGCGCUUCCGCAUCCCGUGGAAGCACGGCUUGCGCCAGGAUGCCCAGCAGGAGGACUUCGGCAUCUUCCAGGCCUGGGCCGAGGCCAGCGGCGCCUACACUCCUGGAAAGGAUAAACCUGAUUUGCCCACCUGGAAGAGGAAUUUCCGAUCGGCCCUGAACCGGAAGGAGGUGUUGCGUUUAGCCGAGGACCGGAGCAAGGACCCCCACGACCCCCACAAGGUCUAUGAGUUUGUGAACUCAGGAGCUGGGGACUUUCCUGAGUUGGACACCUCUCCAGAUACCAAUAGCAGAUGCAGUCCCUCUGACACCCAGGAAGACAUACUGGAGGAGUUGCUGAGUGACAUGGCUUUGGCCCCAUUCCCAGAUGGGGGGCCCUCGAGCCUGCCUAUGGUCCCUGAGGAGACCCCUCCAUUCUUGCUGAGCCCCAGCGUAGACAUCCCUGCCCCCUGCCCAAACCUGCAGCCCCCGGAAAACCCACUGAGGCGGCUGUUGGUGCCUGAGGAAGAGUGGGAGUUCGAGCUGACUGCCUUCUACCGGGGCCGCCAAGUCUUCCAGCAGACUGCCCUCUGCCCGGGGGGCCUGCGGCUGGUGGCGUCAGAUGCAGACCAGACACUGCCUGGACAGCCAAUAAUCCUGCCAGACCCCGGGGUGUCGCUGACGGACAGGGGCGUGAUGGGCUACGUGAGGCGUGUGCUGAGCUGCCUCGGUGGGGGGCUAGCUCUGUGGAGGGCGGGACAGCGGCUCUGCGCCCGGAGGCUGGGGCACUGUCACACGUACUGGGCCUUGGGCGAGGAGCUCCUCCCUGACAGUGGCCACGGGCCCAGCGGCGAGGUCCCCAAGGAUGAGGAAGGAGACGUGUUCGACCUGAAGCCCUUCGUGGCAGGUGAGUGAGGCAGGAGGUCCUUCAGAGCUUUGCUGUGGAGUGUUUUCCCUGACCGGUUUCCCCCCCACUUCCUGCAGGUUGUUCCCACUUGUCUCAGGGCCCUGCUGGACAUGGCACGGUCAGGGGGCGCCUCCUCACUGGAGACCACCGUGGACCUGCACAUCUCCAACAGCUACCCACUCUCCCUCACCUCGGACCAGUACAAGGCCUACCUCCAGGACCUGGCCGAAGACAUGGAUUUCUAG